ACUGUCUGUUUGAGUUAUCUCGGUAAAAGGGCGAGAAUACAAAUCAAACCAAAAACCCUAGUUUGAAAAAGAGGAGGGGAAUGUCGGUUUCAGAAUUCGUGGUUAAUUAUCACAAAAAAGAUCAUGUUUAUGGAAAUAAUUUAAGGAAGAAGAUGAAGAAUCAGAAGAUCGAAGAAAAAGUGGAAGACAACCCAAAGAAGAAGAAGAAGAAGAUGAAGAAGCCGAAGACAGAAGAGGAUGAUGGUUUCCAGAUAUCUCUUCCAAUUGAAUUGAUUCUGGAGUUUCUAUCAAGACUACCAGUAAAAUCUCUGACGAGAUUAAGCUGCGCAAGAGAGCUAUUACGGAUAAUCCCUCAUGGUGUAGGAGGAUGUUAUAAGCUCAUUUCUUCUGGAUUUGGGUUUGAUUCUAUUAACAAUGAGUUUAAACUGGUAAUCAUCAUUUUCAGGCGCGAGACUAACUCUCCCAAGUGUUUGCUUUUUACUUUUGGAAUCAAAUCUUCUUGGACAGAAGUCAGGUCUCCUAAUUGCGGGUUAUCACGAACAUCUACUUCAGCCACUUUUGCUUCCUAUGGAGCCGCAGCAGGAGGAGAAGCUUUGUUUUGGAGGACCACUGAUCCGCAGGUAAGUCUCUUGUUUGACCUCCAUGAAGAGAAGUUGCAAUACAUCCGAAUCCCAGUGGAACGCGAUGCAGAUACUCGGAUGUUUGAGCAUAAUGGAUUCUUAGUUGCUGCUGUUCUUGAAAUGAAAUCACCACCGGUAGUAGGAAUUAAUACAACUACUUUGGAAAAGGUUCACUUCAAAAUAUUGAAAGCUUACAAAGAUGACCAAGUUUGGGACAAGGAGACUAUUGAUCUUUCGACCUAUUCAAUUCGUUUCAGUGACAAUUUUCGCUUUGUGAGCUUCUCCGACCAGAUAUUAAUGUACUGGGCGAAUCCCGAAAGUUUUCAAUUUUUCAAUGUGCACAGGAAAUGUCUCAAGGUGGUUAAGAACAUAGUUUCAGGCACGAGUAAGACGAGGUUACCCCGAGCUGCUGGAGCCAAACACUACUGGUUGAAUUGCGAGGUUGAAAACAUCUGCUCUUUGAAAACCCUGUUGCCCGUACGAGCUCAAAAAUCUGAUUGUGCUGCUUUAAAUUCGAUGAAGGUUGAAAGCUUCAAGGAUAUAUGGUCUCCGCAACAAUUGAAAACAGUUGGGGGAUUUUUCUAUUCAUGCUACCAGUCAAAAACCAGCGAAUCCUACUUCUUCUUGAAUGAACUUGUUGACCUUUUGGAUGGGAGCAAUCCCACAGCUCAGCUCAAGAUGCAAGAACCGCAGCAGUACCACCAACAGGAACAGAAUCAACAAAAUCGCUCUACUGCCUUUCAAUACCUGUCAGAUAUGAGAGCUGCCAUCAGUGCUGGUCAGCAAGUCCUUUCCGAGUGCAGUAGGCAUUUUAAUGAAGCCGAGGAAGCUCUUUCGGAGGGCACUAGGCAUUUUAAUGAAGCCGAGAAAGCUCUUUCGGAGAACACUAGGCAUUUCAAUGAAGCUGAGAAUGCUGUUAACCAUCUUGAAUUGCAUAUCAAUAGGCUAUUUCCUGAUAAAUCAGAAUGAACUCGUUUAUUUAUUUCACGCAUUCUUUUAUUUCGUAAUCUUUAAAAUGAAAAUAUAACUCUUAAGAUUGUAGAUUUCAGUUUUUCCUUUUUCCCUUUAUGGAACAUCAUUUUUAUUGAUGAAUUUCUUCUGUGAUUUCUUAUUCCUGUAUUGGAUUAUAAUGAUUUUGUGGAUGAA
Papaver somniferum (opium poppy) is the source of this 1766-nucleotide messenger RNA. RefSeq lists its product as uncharacterized. Lineage: Eukaryota; Viridiplantae; Streptophyta; Magnoliopsida; Ranunculales; Papaveraceae. The coding region runs from base 81 to 1589 and encodes 502 amino acids. The transcript is spliced from 2 exons. The record is from RefSeq and is a predicted model, not a curated record.